GGCGGGUAAAGGCAGUGGAGGACAGAAAAAAACAAAAACAAUCCGCCCGGGCGUCCAUCUUGAAUACAGUAAGCCAACGGUGACUGACAGCAACGGAGAGUGAAAUCGCGAUAAAUUGAGAUCCGACCGCUCUAAAAAGUCAACUGACUGCGAACACCGGGAAAAUACAUAUUGAAGGAUUACAUUUAGUGACGUUAUCUGUCAAUUCCGUCUCAUUUUUGGCGUCAUAUUCCCGACGGGGCUGAUGAAGUUAUUUCGGAGGCUGUACAUGCUAAGCUUUAUUCAGCCGUCGACAUGUCUUAGUUUAAAACGACUGCUUGUUUUAACUACCUACCUUAGCAGUUCUGGAAAAGCUUUGUGAGGUUGGUAAAUGCAGGUUUGAGUCAUUAACACCCGAAGGGAAUGUGGAUAUAGCGCGUUUGGCCAUAUUUAAGUCCUUCACUGUCAACUUGAGCUCGCGCGUGCGCUGAAUCGUGCGCGUGACCCCAUUUAUUUCACUUUAUCUAUGCUCAGUUGUACUACAUAAAUUAUAUUUAAAAAAUAAAAAAUAAGUGAAGUAAGCGUGAUGCGGAAAUAUCGUUUAGGGAUGUUAAUUAUAUUUUUAUCCCGGUAAAUGUGCAUGCAUUUAGUGUACUGCCAUAGACUUUUCAGGUGGGUGUGAUUUAGAGACAUUGCUCUGCUUGAAGUAUUUGUUCCUUUGCAUUGCUAACAAUAUUUUAUAUAUAUUUUAUGGCGGGUUCUAUGCACAGGUUGUCCAGUUCUAUUCAUUGGAAAUGGGAGCUGUCCCAUUUACUGAAAGAUCUUAUUGAACGGGCUCGUUUAUUCUGAGCGCGCGACAGGGCAACAUUGUAUAGAUAGUAUUCGUACGCGUUGGAAUUUACUCGUUAUUGAUAUGGUUUUUCAGGAAAACUGCAUGGACAGUCAUAGAUAACUUUAUUUCUAAAAGCACGUCUGCUUGAACUAUCACCAGUGGACACUUUGAUGCCGUUUCCCCAAUCGUUAAAUCUGAGGACUAUAAACUGCCAUUGGAUUUGUGCACUGCCAUAUAUCACUGACUCGGUGACAUGGAUGUGUUUCACUGACUGCUGAUCAGUAAUUCGAGGGGAAACUUGAAUGCAGAGACUCUUGGAUUUUGUAGGACAAGACAGAAGAUUGAAAAAUGGGACCUGCAACAAAGCUGGCGUUUGGAGUGUUCCUCAUCUCCUGCUCCUCAGGUGCCAUUCUCGGCCGCUCAGAGACACAAGAGUGUGUGUUCUACAACUACAACCCCAGUUUGGAGAACCGAGGUAACCGCAGCGGUAUUGAGCCUUGCGUGGGAGACAAGGACAAGAGGCUUCAUUGCUUCGCAACUUGGCGAAAUGUGUCAGGAUCAGUUGAAAUAGUAAAGCAAGGCUGCUGGCUUGACGAUGUCAACUGCUAUGACAGCACUGAGUGUGUGGAGAAGAAGGAGGACCCAGAUGUGUUCUUCUGCUGCUGUGAGGGCAACAUGUGCAACGAGAAGUUCUUCUACAACCCCGACAUCCCGCCAGUUCAGAGUAAGGCUCCCUUCAGCGACACAAACAGCAAAGUCUUUAAGGCAACAUCCAACCCCUUCACCCAGAAGCCACCACUGUUCAGCACCCUCCUUUACUCCAUCGUGCCCAUCAUGGGCAUCGCUGCCAUUGUCCUGCUCUCCUUCUGGAUGUAUCGGCAUCACAAGCUAGCGUAUCCACCUGUUCUGGUGCCUACCCAGCACGCCUUUCAUAUAAUGAUAGAGGACCCUGGACCCAUGCCGCCGUCUCCCACCCUGGUCCAGAAGCCACUGCAGUUGUUGGAAAUCAAAGCUAGGGGGCGCUUUGGCUGUGUGUGGAAGGCUCAGCUGCUCAAUGACUAUGUGGCAGUGAAGAUCUUCCCCAUUCAGGACAAGCUGUCUUGGCAGAAUGAGUAUGACAUUUACAAUCUCCCCGGCAUGAGGCAUGAAAAUGUUCUUCACUUCAUUGGGGCCGAGAAGAGAGGAAGCAACCUGGACAUUGAGUUGUGGCUCAUCACGGCUUACCAUGAAAAGGGCUCACUGACGGACUACCUGAAGGCCAACGUAGUGACGUGGAACGAACUAUGUCACAUCGCUCAGACCAUGGCUCGAGGACUGGCUUACUUGCACUCUGACUUCCCUGGACACAGAGAUGGCCACAAACCGGCCAUUGCACACAGGGAUAUUAAGAGCAAGAAUGUGCUGCUGAAGACAAACCUGACAGCCUGUAUAGCUGACUUUGGUCUGGCUCUGAGGUUUGAGGCAGGGAAGUCAGCUGGGGACACGCAUGGGCAGGUGGGAACAAGGCGUUACAUGGCUCCGGAGGUGUUGGAGGGGGCCAUCAACUUCCAGCGAGACUCUUUCCUCAGGAUAGACAUGUAUGCAGUCGGGCUGGUGCUUUGGGAGCUGGCGGCCCGCUGCACUGCCUCUGAUGGUCCAGUUGACGAGUACAUGCUUCCGUUUGAGGAGGAGGUGGGCCAGCAUCCCACUCUAGAGGACAUGCAGGAGGUGGUGGUCCACAAAAAGCUUCGGCCCACUCUCAGGGAGUGCUGGCAGAAACAUCCGGGUCUGGCCAUGCUGUGCGAAACUAUAGAGGAGUGUUGGGACCACGAGGCCGAGGCGCGUCUCUCCGCGGGAUGUGUCGAGGAACGUGUGGUCCAAAUGCAGCGGCAGACUAGCAUCUCUGCCCCAGAGGAAAUAGUCACCGUCGUAACCAUGGUGACCAACGUGGACUAUCCCCCUAAGGAGUCCAGUCUAUGACUAGAGGAUAUCAGCAUGUGAAUUGCGGGCUGACCGAACAGAAAAGACGUGUCGGGAAUGGUGGUGGACUGCUGUUCUGACAGCCAGCUUCAGACAUGCUGGAUGAUUGUCCUGUACUUACGACUGGAUCAAAUGCAGACUAUACAUUUUGCGGCGAAUCUGGGUUUAAUACAGGUAUACCUGGAGCCAGCUAUGUUAAUGUUUGUGUGUGUAUAUAUAAACUAGUACCACGGAGCGCUCCGGUAAGGACGGAAGAUUAUAAGCCGGCAUCAAAAACGUUGUUGUCGUUUCUCUGCUUGGAGAAGAAACUUUCCCGUUCAAGGAGUAAACGAGACUCCUCCGCACGGUCAUUUCAGUAUAAAAAGGGCAACGUCCAUGUAAAAAAAAAAAAACACAUUUAAUGUGUUCAUAUGAAUGACUAUUGUAAUGCCAAUAAGAAACAGCUUUUUGAAUGUGUAGUGUGACGCUGCUGUACAGAUAUCAACAGAAAGGGUGACGAUACAACCCAAAUCAACACGUGUUUUCUCUGAAAGCUUUCAGAGCUUCUGUCAGAUAACCACCAACCUCUCGACAAGGUAUACCUCAGUUUCUCAUCCUAAUAAUACGUUUGUUUUGUAACACUAUAUGAUAUAAAAAAAGAGGCUUUUCGAUGACCUCCAUUUGGCACGGAAGCUUUUUAAAUACGGGGAAAACUUUUUUUAUAUGACAGAUUAUGCCAAGAAACGAUGGCCAUUCAUAAACCAGUGUUCUGCCUUCUUUCUUUUAGUUGUUCUCUGUGUUGCCCUGCUGUUUAAAAUGUGAUACUUUUUUUUUUUUUUUUUAGCAUUGUGACCGUUUGUUUGUUGAAACAAUUUUUGACCUUUAUCGAGACCUGUUGAGAAGAAAAAAAUCCCUGAAAAUAUGAAUUUUGUGAAAAUAAUACAGAAGCACUUACCAGUAUAGGUUUGCAGUGUCCUCACAACAUUGACGUAUGUGCAUGCCUUGUGUUCUUUUUUUUUUCUUUUCUUUUUCCUUUGUUUUUCAAACCUUUGUUAUCACGUGGAGCUUGUGCAUGAGAUCCCGUUAGCAGUCAUUUAAACCCCUUCGUUAUUCGUUAAUCUGAAGUAUUUCCUGUCUUCAGGGCGUCACUUUUUGUUUCAUUUUCAUUUUCAUUUGGAAUCGUCCAAUCCUGGUCUUCGAUGAUCACUGUCUGUCAGAUCAAACUGGUUUCAGAUCAGCAGCCAGGCGACCUUCUACACACUUCUACAAGAACUGUAUCUCAGUAUGUCUCAGGAAGCGUUUCCCUUUGCUUUGAGCCCUCUGGUGCCAUUCUGGUAACCCUUGUUGUAUUAUGUAUGCAAGGGCCCUUGGUAUAUAUAACACCUUAUUAGUGUGGUCAUAUUAUGUGCAAUAACAUCCUAAGCAGGGACUGUUUAACAGCUCACGGGCCACUUCCAGUGUGGUAAAAAUAUAAGCACCUAGCGGAUUGCUUAGACCAUAAUGUACAUCAUGAACUGAAGUUGACGUCAAGCUUACGACAUGCUAUGCAUAUGUUAUGACGCCCGGUUGUCUGAGUAUUAAGCUAAUAAUAUGCUGUAAUGGGGACCGAACACAUGCAGUAACUCUCUGCCGACUGGCUGACAGUCUUUCAAAUGAACAGCUUCUCUGUUGCUGCUCUUAGGAUUCGUUCACACUGCACUUAAAUCCAUUUUGAUUUUCAAAUCCAAUCUUUCGGAUCAACUGACAUUUUGCAAAUCUGAUCCAUUUGUUCAGACAGUGUAGUCAGUAUCUGUCCCGAUAUCCCAAUAUCAGUCAUUACCAUCGCACUGCAUCCCAGAUGAUGAAAAAUCUGCCUGAAAUCUGUUCACAAUUAAACUGAUUUUAAUCUGAUUUCAAUUCACAUUUGGAUGUGAUUUGAAUCGGAUUCGUAAAAAUCUUAUUUUUAUGUGGUGGUUUUUUUCUCGUUCAGACUACAAACAGCUAAACUGAUUUGAGUCAGAUACUAAUUUAGAUUUCUGAUUCAGAUCUGAUUCAGACCAUUCAGACUUAUCACAUAAAAAUCUGAUUUUAAUCUGAUUUCAAACCACACUUGGAUGUGGUUUGAAUCCGGUUUGUAAACAACUCAUUUCAUGUUUGUUUUUUUCAUCCAUUCAAACUACGAACAUUUAAACUGAUUUGAGUAUGAUACAAAAUCGAAUUUCUGUUGCCUGUCUGAACAAAUUCUGAAAUAUAAUUCAGUGGCUCAUUUUGCUUCAUUUUGCUUUUGUGAUAACGCAUGUGAUGCAUUUGACAAUUUUCAGGUUCAUACGACCGUAUGCAAUCAAGCCCUUUCAAUGAAAGCUCUCUAUCUCUCUCUACUGUAGCAUUCUCAGCCAGCUCAUUCUGUUUUACUUCAUCUGACUGCUGUCAGAAUGGUAAAGUAAUAAGGGCCCAUGCCAUCUUUCAAAGGCCCUCAGUUGGACUCUGUAGGUGCAAAAUUUGAAGGCCAGGUGGUUAUAAGACCAAGCUAAAGUUCUGGUUAGGGUUAGGAUGAGUGCUCUUGGUCUGAGAGCAUCAUCUGUGAGGUUCUUGCGAUUUCUUUUGACUGUAAACACUACAGAAGAUUCACUAAGCGUGAGCGACUGCUGCUGGCCUGUAGAGUGUUUUCACCAGGUGCUGUCCUGUACCCUUGUCUGUUUUUGGUGUUUUAUUUGGGGAAUCUGGGAAGAUAGUUGAAAAAGAGAAAAAGCCAAACUUUAAAAGCCCCCUGUUUAGUAGAAGACUCAAUUGAAAAUGCACCGUAUGUACAUAUGAAUGUUGUUUAAGAUUGUGAAAAGAGCAUGAGUUUUUUUAUGUCUCAAAGAAAGAAAUCCUUUAUUGAUAUUAUUAUUAUUAUUAUUAUUAAAUAUUUUAAUGUUAAUUUUGUACAUCUGUAUCUUAGUUUUAUUAAUUUAUAUCAUGGCCCAACUGUCAUUCUUCUUUUCUCGAUAAAUGAGAAGUGAUGCUUUCUCUAUUUUUAAAACUAGUCAGAUACAACACUACAAAAGAAUCAGUCCUUUACCUCAGACUUCCACUCACAGCGUUCAAAAGAUUGAACAAACAGUGUAGCACGACAGACAACAUGGUGCAGCGUUGCAAGUAUUGCUCCUGGGAUUCGACCAGCAGCUUCUCUUUGUCUAUUCUCUCAGACACACUUCAGUGACAAUGCUUCUUCUCAUUGAGUGAAUGUCUCCGCUUUACCAAAACUCUCUAUUUUAGGUGCGAGCAGCUGUAUUACUGUUGUGCUGGACAUGCCAUUUUUGUCCACCUUACUCUUGAGUAUUUAACGCAUUCAGGGCCUGAUCAGACAUAAUUGUUACAUAAUGUACAGAUUAAAUUUUAUGCUACUACUCCCCUCAAAUAAAGUAUAGUGACUGCUCUCAAA
Molecule: messenger RNA, 6152 nt
Organism: Ctenopharyngodon idella (grass carp)
Lineage: Eukaryota; Metazoa; Chordata; Actinopteri; Cypriniformes; Xenocyprididae
Gene: acvr2aa
Product: activin A receptor type 2Aa
Exons: 12
Coding region: 1160-2770 (536 amino acids)
Biological process (GO): protein phosphorylation; activin receptor signaling pathway; cellular response to growth factor stimulus
Cellular component (GO): activin receptor complex; plasma membrane
Molecular function (GO): activin receptor activity; ATP binding; metal ion binding
Source: RefSeq, a predicted model, not a curated record